Molecule: messenger RNA, 2318 nt
Organism: Phaethon lepturus (White-tailed tropicbird)
Lineage: Eukaryota; Metazoa; Chordata; Aves; Phaethontiformes; Phaethontidae
Product: BTB/POZ domain-containing protein 7-like
Exons: 9
Biological process (GO): morphogenesis of a branching epithelium
Source: RefSeq, a predicted model, not a curated record
GCUGUGAAGAUAUUAUUGCUGAGAGCAUCUCACUAGACACCUUAAUUGCCAUUCUGAAGUGGAGCUCUCAGCCGUACGGUUCCAAAUGGGUACAUCGUCAAGCGCUACAUUUCCUCUGUGAGGAGUUUACCCAGAUCAUGACUUCAGAUGUCUUCUAUGAACUCAGCAAGGACCACCUACUCACAGCUAUUCAGUCUGACUAUUUACAGGCAAGUGAACAAGAUAUUCUUAAAUACCUGAUUAAAUGGGGAGAGCACCAGUUGAUGAAGAGAAUAGCAGAUCGUGAGCCUAAUUUACUGAGUGGUACUGCUCACAGUGUGAACAAAAGAGGUGUGAAAAGGAGAGAUCUUGACAUUGAAGAGCUGAGAGAGAUCCUGUCUCCGCUUUUACCUUUUGUCCGCAUUGAGCACAUCUUACCCAUGAAUAGUGAAGUACUGAGUGAUGCAAUGAAGAGAGGCCUGAUAAGUACUCCUCCUUCAGACAUGCUACCAACAUCAGAAGGUGGAAAGUCAAAUGCCUGGCUGCGGCAAAAAAAUGCUGGAAUAUAUGUGCGGCCAAGACUGUUCUCACCAUAUGUGGAGGAGGCUAAGAUCUUGAUGAAAUUCCACCGGAAACAAAGCAGCGUUCUGAGGGAAACCUCCCUGGUUUCCAGCCAGUUUGCCGGCCCAGCUCCUCGGCAGCCCACCUGGCAGGCGGAUGGCAAGUCGGUACUGGAUGAGAUGAUGGUGGAACAAACUGACCUCGUUCGUUUGCGGAUGGUCCGAAUGUCCAAUGUGCCCGACACCCUUUACAUGGUAAACAAUGCAGUGCCACAGUGCUGUCAUAUGAUUACCCACCAGCAAGUUAGCACUAACCAGUCCAGUCCUCCUUCAGUUAUAGCCAACGAGAUCCCAGUUCCCAGUCUUCUUGUUGUAAAAGAGAUGAUCAAACGGCUGCAGGAGCUGCGUCAUACUGAGCAGGUGCAAAGAGCGUACGCUCUCAAUUGCGGAGAAGGCGCCACAGUCAGUUACGAGAUUCAGAUCCGUGUGCUGCGGGAAUUUGGACUUUCUGAUGCUGCUGCUGAACUUUUGCAGAAUCCUCACAAAUUUUUUCCUGAUGAGCGAUUUGGGGAUGAAAGCCCACUCCUGACAAUGAGACAGUCUGGACGAUGUCGUGUUAACAGCACUCCCACUGCAGAAACCAUGUUUACAGAACUGGACUCUUUUGUGGCCUUCCAUCCACCAUUGCCCCCUCCUCCGCCUCCAUACCACCCACCAGCAACUCCUAUUCACAACCAGUUCAAAGUGGGCUGGAAACAAAGGGUGCCAAGUCAACAUCCCUCCCGUUCCUUUUCGUACCCAUGUAACCACUCGCUAUUCCACUCCCGAACCACUCCCAAAGCAGUGCCGCCUGUCUACUUGCCCGGCGUUAAAGCAGCACCUCCCGAUUGCACUAACACUACAGGCCUGGGGAGGCAAACGGUGGCUGCAGCAGCGGCAGUUAUGGCAGCUGAGAAGCAAGUAUGUACUCAGCCCUUGCUAAAUGAACUGAUGCCAGAUAUUGCAAUGGGUGUGUCAGCAAUGUCUUUAAAAGACAGAAGAUUGCCGGAGCUCACUGUCGACACAGAAUUAAGCCAGACAGUUACAGAGGUAGGGCCUGGUCUACCCCAGCACAUUUCAUGUAUUCAGAACAGACACAUGCCUACUUCUCGGAAGAAACAUGCAAUAGAGCAAAAAAUCGAUGCUCGAGAAAAUCAGCAGGAGUACCCUGACUUCUAUGACUUCUCCAAUGCUGCAUGCCGACCUUCCACUCCAGCACCCAGCAGGCACAGUCCUUCGCCUUCGCAAGGCAUAUAUUUUGGCCCGGAUUUGUAUAGCCACAAUAAGGCAUCACCAAGUGGCUUAAAGUCAGCCUAUCUACCUGCCCCCAUAUCUCCUAAAAAGCAAGAGGAUUCUAGGAGGGAAUACCUGCUCUCCCAAGAUGGGCAUCAACACAGGCAAAAGAAUGAGCCAAUACACCUCGAUGUCUUAGAACAACCCCCCCAGCGACUGGACUUGGCAUUGGCUACCCAGGAAAAUGCUGGUAAUGGCCCGGUUCACAUCAGGGGAAGAACGAAAAUGGAAACCGAUUUAACCUACGGGCUGACCUCCAACAGACCUUCCCUCUCAGCAUACACCUCUGAAAUGCAAGAAGAGAGACUCGGUCGGAGGCUGGCAGAUGAUGAGCCGCUGGAACAGGGAGCACAGAGAAAUGCGGAUUUGGAAAGGGAAGAUGCAGCAAGCAGAGGAAGGAGGUCUCCAAACAAACCAGACUUCCUCUAUAAAAAAUCUGCCCUCUGA